GGUGUCAUGGCGGCGGUGAGGGGAAGCGCUGACCUGGUGUCCGAGUUCCUGCAGCAGAAUCGGCGGCUGGCGGACUGGGUGGAGACGGUGAAGGGGCAUCAUGAGCCCGAGAAUCACUGGAGGGCCCGCCGUGAAUUCAUUCUGCACAACCUGAAGCCGGAGCAGAAGGCGAGCGGGAAGGAGCCGGAGCCGGGGCUCGGCACAGACCAACUGCUGGCUCUGUCCAUGGUCUGGGCCAACCACGUCUUCAUGGGAUGUCGGUAUUCAAAGGCAGUGAUGGAUAAAGUGUUGGAGAUGGGAGAAGGCAUCAAAGUUACAGAUGCAGCAGUCUGCACCAGAAGGGAUGAUCUGAUUGCCAAUAAGCUGAAGAAAAGAGAGCUUUCAAACAGCAAUGCUAAUGAAAAGAUAAAAGAACAACUUCCUACGCCAAAAAUGGCAGAUGAGAAAGAUACUUGCAUGGAAAUCGAUACAACACCUGAAUGCACUGGAAACGACAGCCAAGACAUCGACGACACCAGGAUCCCAGGCCUGGAUGGCUUUCCUGCUAGUGGACCAUCAACUCCUGUAUCUGAACCUCCAGUUGAAGUUCCAGUCUGUAUGGCACCAUCCACCAGUUUGAAUCAAAAGGAGGUCCGACAAGUCUCAAAAGAGACUGGAGUGAAGAAAGUUAGUGCUCCUGCACAGGUUCCUGUGAACCAACAGAAGACACUGCUGCAUCAGCCUGACACUCCAGCGCAAGCCAAGAAUUUCUCAUCUAAUUCUGCAGAAGUUAAGCCCAAUAUUCAGCCAGACAUUGUUGAUCGCCCUGCCUCAAUGGGCAAUUCCCAAAAGGCUGUACAACCUCCUGUUUCGGAAAGCUGCAAGACCCCCAUAACAUUGGUCAGUUUAACCCCUGAAGCGAUAAAAGAGAAGCAGACAUUUUACAACAAACUCUACAAAGCUAUUGCUUGGAAGUUGGUGUCAGCUGGUGGUUUCAGCAAUGAGCUUAACCAUUUGAACAUUUUAACUAACUGCAUACAGUCAGUAAAGGGGACUCUUGAAAGUGUGUGUGUUCCCCUGAAAGAUAUUUCUGAAUUGCAUUUACCACAAAGUUCUGCACGUGAAGGGAUUGUUUGUGAACUAAGGUGCAAGGCUGUCUAUUUGGCAACAGGAUAUGGCAAAUGUAAAGUGAGUGCCAAAGACAUGGCGGCAAAAGAGGCAAUGAAAUUGUUCUUGAAACAUAGGGUUACGGUGAAGAUAUGUAAAAGAAAAUUCAAAGGAAGUGAAAUUGAGGAUUUAGUACUUUUGUGUGAAGAGUCAUAUCGGUUAAACCUAGCUCCUGCAUUAGUCAAUCCCUCAGAACCUAGUACAAGGUAAAAAAAAAAGAAGCAUUUUGUAAAUAUUUCUAAUGAAGUAAUUGGAAAAGAGCUUUGUGUGUGUGUAUAUAUUUAGAAAAACACAACAGAAUUGUUGUAUUACUUGAUUGUAAAAGGCACAUAUUGCAGUUGUAGUUAGUUGUUCGUUUUGUUUGAGAGAAAAAAUGAAAACUGCAGUGCCUUAGAGUUUCUAAAAUUGAAAGAAAUAUUAUGGUCAAAAGUUUUUUUUUCUGGGCUAUUGGUGCAAAUCUAAUAUGAAUAAGUACUAUUGAUCUCGAAGUCUCCAAGUUAACACAAUUAAUGUUCUUGUGACUACUUGAAUUAUUUUAAAGGAAAAAGAAUGUGUCUUGCUUUUUUUUGGUAGUGUGUAACAGAGCCUCUUUGAUACUCCAUCAGUGUCCAGGUACUGAUAGAAGUGACCUCUUAGCAAUAUGACUUAAUUUCAAAAGAACACUGUCUAGCUACCCCUUAAGGAUAACCUCCACAAUAUGUAUUUAUAAAUUAUCAGAUAAAAGCAAAAUUCUGCAGAUGAUAGAGAUCUUAAUAGCAAAGUACUGGUGAAAUUCAGAUCUGGCAGCAUCUGUGGAAAGUGAGCUGAUGUUUCAAGUCCAGUGACUCUUCAACCAUUAGAAAAUGGUUGAAUUAAUUUGUUAGCUAUCAAUUGAUUCAAAAGUACUAGAAGUGUAGGUUUAUGGAUUUGGUCCCUAAAAUCUAGGUAAAAGCACUGAAACUGAAUAAAAAAUAGGAUGGUCAUUUAACCAGGAAGAGAAAAGAUUCAGUCAUCUGACUAGUCUUUUGGCAGCCUAGCAAGUUAGCACACCUUUGGUCAGAGAACCAUGAAUACUUCAGACUAAAUAAAAGUCAGAAAGCACACUACUUAUUUCAGGGUGAAGAUUAUGAACACACCAUAGUGCUGCUUUCAUUGAACUUAAAUUUAACUGCUAGACUGAUGUUUCAAAUUAGGUGGACCACAUCAAGUGAAUUUUGUGUGCAAAUCAGCCAACUCUAUUUUGACUGAAGAAGUGUCAUUCCUAACCCUAAACUGAUGUGGCGGCCCCAGUGAAAGCAAUGAUCCAGCUGACAUCAAUUCUGAACUUGAUUUAAAAUUACAUAUUCUGUUCUAAAGUUUGCUUUAAAUGAAUUUUAUAUAACCUAAUGCAAGAUACAUCAUUGCCUGUUCUUGGCUUCUCACUUUUCACUCGAGACAGAAAUGUUCACCCCUUUAAUAUUUUAUUUUCUAUUGCUUGUAAACUGUCAUUUUCCCAUUAAAGAAACAUAAUAGCACCA
Molecule: messenger RNA, 2642 nt
Organism: Hemiscyllium ocellatum (epaulette shark)
Lineage: Eukaryota; Metazoa; Chordata; Chondrichthyes; Orectolobiformes; Hemiscylliidae
Gene: cdkn2aip
Product: CDKN2A interacting protein
Exons: 3
Coding region: 7-1356 (449 amino acids)
Cellular component (GO): nucleolus; nucleoplasm
Source: RefSeq, a predicted model, not a curated record